AUGCGGACCCUUUCGCGGCUGGCUGCGGGGUAUGCAUUCGCGUGUGUCUUCGUAGGAGCUAAGAGAAGGAGGGCCUUUCGGGGAUGUGUGGAGACUUCGCCGGCGCGUGGGGAGACACACGGCGCGUCCUCCGGGUUCUGUGAUGUGCUGCAGUCGACGCUGGCUGAGUCCUUCCUGUGCGACUUGCAAGAUCUGGAGGAAGAUGAGGAGGGAGACGAGCUGCCUCCGGACCUCUCUGCGGUCCCUGCGCCUGCCGCGGCGCAGCCUGGCUUGGUAGGCCUUCGCGACGCCGGCGGUGGGUUGCUGGGCGCGCCGGCGGACUCGCUGCUGGACGGCGCGCGGGCGGCCUCGAAGCCGAAGAAGAAACUCGAGGACGAAGACGACCUCGACACGCCCAUUCCGGAUGCCGUCGCUGAGUACGAGCAGAAACAGCAAGAAAACUACGUCGGGGUGGUCGUCAGCGACCUCAUGCUUCAGCCGGACUUCAUCGCACUCCUCGAGCGCGUGAGGGCGUUGACUCCGCAGGAAGCUGAGUAUGACAACGAAGAGCUGAAUCUCAUCGAGGAGUGCAACCAAAGAGUCAUUGACGUCGACAGGGACAUUCUGAACAUCCACAGAUUCAUAAAAGACAUCUACAGCAUCAAGUUCCCCGAACUCGAGUCGAUCGUCCAAGGGCCGCUUGAGUACAUUGCGGUUGUACUCCGCAUUCAGAACCAAACUGACUUGACGCAAGUCGAUCUGUCAGAUCUGCUGCCCUCAUCGACGAUCAUGGCGCUCACUGUCGCCGCUUCUCUCUCAGUCUCUUCUUCGUCCUCAUCUUCCUCCUCGGGGCGACGGCUGCCGGCCGAAGAAUUCUGUCAGGCGAUCGCGGCGGCAAAAGAAGCGAUUGCCCUCGCAGAAAAGCGAAAAGAGAUUCUUCAGUACCUGGAGAGUCGCAUGACGCUCAUUGCACCAAACGUCUCUGCGAUCCUCGGAGCGGCGCUGGCGGCGCGUCUGCUCACGCGCGUCGGGGGUCUCAAGAUGCUCGCCAAGAUGCCUUCGCAAAACAUCAUGCUUGUCGGCUCACAGAAGAAGACGUCGUUCGCGUUGUCAGGGGGAAAAGGCAGCGCGACAGGGCCUUUCAGCGCGUUGCUCUGCUCUUCGGAGAUUCUGUUGUUGACGCCGCCCGCCUUCCGCACGCGGGCUCUCCGCCUGCUCGCGGGAAAGGUCUCGCUCGCCGCGCGCGUGGACUUCUUCGGCGAGUCGCGCGACGGAGAAAAAGGGAAAACCCUCAGAGAGGAAAUUGUCCGCGCACUCAUCAAGGCUCAAGAGCCUCCGCCAGCUCCGCAGAAGAAGGCGCUGCCUGCACCCGACGAGCGGGCCCGGCCGAAGCGCGGCGGCAAAAAGUAUCGACGCAUGAAGGAGAAGUACGAGCUGACGGAAGUGCACAAGCAGCUGAAUCGCAUGCAGUUCGGCGUCGAGGAAGACCAGAACGGCCUCAAAGCCAAGGGCUUGGGUAUGCUCGGCAAGAGUAUUGCGAGCGGCCGUCUGAAGAUUCAGGCCAAACAGCAGAAGAAGCUCCAACCAAGCCGCAAGCGCCAGCAGCAGAUGAACCGCGGAGGCCCGGCUCGCGGCGGGACCGAGACUGCGGGCUGCGGCUUCUCGUCUUCGCUCACCUUCACGCCGAUUCAAGGCAUCGAGCUCUGCAAUCCGGAUGCGGCGGGCGCGGCGGCCCUCCCAAAGAAGCAGGACGCGAACAAGAAAGUGAACUACUUCUCCUCGACGGGAAAGUUCACCAAGGUCGAAAAAGAUCUCGCUUCCAUGGUGCCCAAGGCGGUCUGA
Molecule: messenger RNA, 1821 nt
Organism: Besnoitia besnoiti
Lineage: Eukaryota; Apicomplexa; Conoidasida; Eucoccidiorida; Sarcocystidae
Product: snoRNA binding domain-containing protein
Exons: 15
Coding region: 1-1821 (606 amino acids)
Biological process (GO): mRNA splicing, via spliceosome; spliceosomal tri-snRNP complex assembly
Cellular component (GO): U4/U6 x U5 tri-snRNP complex; precatalytic spliceosome; U4 snRNP
Source: RefSeq, a predicted model, not a curated record